AUGUCAGAUAAAAUUAUUCCACAUUAUUUACGUGAUAUUGAUGAUAACUCAAAUGGUCGUGAACAGUAUCAACAACAACAACAUAUACAAAAAUUAACCAAGGCUGAAGAAAAUUUUCACUUACGACAACAAUAUCCACAAUUUGCUGUACCACCAUCUAUGUACAAAGUGAUUCAUGUCAACAACUAUACAUCAAUGGAAGAAAUGCAUUUAUUGAUCAAUCAUGUACAAGCAUGUACUCAAUUUACCAUCGAUACCGAAUCUGAAAGAUCAAAUGGUCAAUUAGCAUUAAUACAAAUACAAACCAUACCACCUCAAUUGCCAUUAUUAAUAAUAUUAAUCGAAUUACAACAUUUACCAUCAAAUAAAUUACCCACGUAUGUAAAAAUUAAAGAACUUUUUUCAUUAAUAUUUAGAUCUGGAAAUAAAUUAUACUCGUGGGGAGACAUGGACAAAGAAUUAGAACCAAUGCAAGAUUAUCACUUAUUAAAUUGGCCAACAACAGCAUCAUUAAUCAACAUACAAUUAUAUUUUCCGGAUUGGUAUGAGUGGGCACUGGCUCAUUGUGAGUCAUGUAGCCCGGAUCAUCAUCGUCAACAUCCUGAUGCUAUUAAUUAUGAUACUGUUCCUACACAGAAUUAUUCAUUAUCAAGGUGUAUUUGUCAUGAACGAAGUCCAUACCGUCCAGGUGAAAAAUGGGCUCUCCAGAAGGCCUUAAUUUAUGCAGCACACAUGUUCAUCGACAAAUCAAGUACAGUUAAUAAUUGGGCUGCAGGUUUAACAUCCAAUAAUUCAACAUUAUCAUAUGGUCGAAGAAAAAGAAUGAUUAAUUAUGCUAUCUACGAUUGCUUUUCAACAACAUAUAUUAUUCGACCAGUUUUAGAAUAUUGGACAUUCAAACAAUUAAAUGACAAGUAA
Rotaria sp. Silwood1 is the source of this 918-nucleotide messenger RNA. The record is from the annotation of a GenBank genome assembly. NCBI's taxonomy places the organism in Eukaryota, Metazoa, Rotifera, Eurotatoria, Philodinida, Philodinidae.